CGGCGGCGGCGGCGGCGGCGGCGGCGGGGCUGUGACCGGCCGGGGGCUGCUGCGGCAUCUUCCCGUCGCCUCCCCGCACCGCGCGGGGCCUCACCGGUGGCGCUGCGGCUCGGAGGGCCGCCAAGCACAGGUUUCCUAAAAGACAGAAAAAUGGAGGAAUCAGUAAACCAAAUGCAACCGCUGAAUGAGAAGCAGAUAACCAAUUCUGAAGAUGGAUAUGUAUGGCAAGUCACUGAUAUGAAUCGACUACACCGGUUCUUAUGUUUUGGUUCUGAAGGUGGAACUUAUUAUAUCAAAGAACAGAAGUUGGGCCUUGAAAAUGCUGAAGCUUUAAUUAGACUGAUUGAAGAUGGAAGAGGAUGUGAAGUGAUCCAGGAAAUAAAGUCAUUUAGUCAAGAAGGCAGAACCGCAAAACAAGAGCCUAUGCUCUUUGCACUUGCCAUUUGCUCUCAGUGUUCUGACAUAAGCACAAAACAAGCAGCAUUUAAAGCUGUUUCUGAAGUUUGUCGCAUUCCUACACAUCUCUUUACUUUUAUCCAGUUUAAGAAAGAUCUGAAGGAAAGCAUGAAAUGUGGCAUGUGGGGUCGUGCCCUCCGGAAGGCUAUAGCAGACUGGUACAAUGAAAAGGGGGGCAUGGCCCUUGCUCUGGCAGUUACAAAGUAUAAACAAAGAAAUGGCUGGUCUCACAAAGAUCUAUUAAGAUUGUCACAUCUUAAACCUUCCAGUGAAGGACUUGCUAUUGUGACCAAAUAUAUUACCAAGGGCUGGAAAGAAGUCCACGAAUUGUAUAAAGAAAAAGCACUUUCUGUGGAGACUGAAAAAUUAUUAAAGUAUCUGGAGGCUGUAGAGAAAGUGAAACGCACAAAAGAUGAACUGGAAGUCAUUCAUCUAAUAGAAGAACAUAGAUUAGUUAGGGAACAUCUUCUAACAAAUCAUUUAAAGUCUAAAGAGGUAUGGAAGGCUUUGUUACAAGAAAUGCCUCUUACUGCAUUACUAAGGAACCUAGGAAAAAUGACUGCUAAUUCAGUUCUUGAACCAGGAAAUUCAGAAGUAUCUUUAGUAUGUGAAAAACUGUGUAAUGAAAAACUGUUAAAAAAGGCUCGUAUACAUCCAUUUCAUGUUUUAAUUGCAUCAGAAACUUAUAAAACAGGUCAUGGGCUUAGAGGAAAACUGAAGUGGCGUCCUGAUGAGGAAAUUUUGAAAGCUUUGGAUGCUGCUUUUUACAAAACAUUUAAGACAGUGGAGCCAACUGGAAAACGUUUUUUGCUGGCUAUUGAUGUCAGUGCUUCUAUGAACCAAAGAGUUUUGGGUAGUGUACUCAAUGCUAGCACAGUUGCUGCAGCAAUGUGCAUGGUUGUUACACGAACAGAAAAAGAUUCUUAUGUAGUUGCUUUUUCAGAUGAAAUGGUACCAUGUCCAGUGACUACAGAUAUGACAUUACAACAAGUUUUAAUGGCUAUGAGUCAGAUCCCAGCAGGUGGAACUGAUUGCUCUCUUCCAAUGAUCUGGGCUCAGAAGACAAACACAGCUGCUGAUGUCUUCAUUGUCUUCACUGAUAAUGAGACCUUUGCUGGAAGUAUCCAUCCUGCUGUUGCUCUGAAGGAGUAUCGAAAGAAAAUGGACAUUCCAGCUAAAUUGAUUGUUUGUGGAAUGACAUCGAAUGGUUUUACCAUUGCAGACCCAGAUGAUAGAGGCAUGUUGGAUAUGUGUGGCUUUGAUACUGGAGCUCUGGAUGUAAUUCGAAAUUUCACAUUAGAUGUGAUUUAACCAUAAGCACCAGCAUGAACUAAGGAGGUCCAUUGUCAUCCGUGAUCUCGCUAAAAAUAUGUAGCUACUUCCCAGCUCAUCUUAAUCCAAUGAAAGAUGAUGAUAGUAUAGUAUAUGCAUAAUGGAAAAUUUACUUUACAAAAAAAAAAAGGAAGGAAAAGUAAGAUGAGCCCAAAGUUCUUUCUGUCUACUAAACUAGCUCUCGGGAAAUAGCGUCAGAAUACACUGUAGCUUCCUCUAAGAGAACUUCUUGUUGAUAGAUACUGUAAAAUAGUCAAACAGUUUUGCUCUGGUGAAUAAUCACAUUUGUACUUAAAAGAAGUGAGAGGCAAAAGUGUAAGUAGUUCCAUAUCAUGUCACUUGUUUGAAAAGUGCUUAAAGUUUUCAUAAAUGUUUGCAUUGGGAAAGGACAGCUUUGAUAAUGUCCAAAUAUUCUAAAAUGCACUGGACCAUGUAACUGUGAUGGAAUAUGAAAUUCAUCUAUAAAUUUUUAUACCAAGGGGUUAAAAAAAAGACAUUUGAUUAAAUUAUGAACAGGUUUUACAAAUUCUUGGAGUUUUCUAAGAUCACAUAAAUAGCAGCUUUCUUACUCAGUGAAAAAGAUACUUUGAAUCUGAUAUUUUAUUUACACAUGUAGGGUUGUUACAUUAACCAGAAAAAUAGUGGAAAACCCCUGAGAAAAGACACUAAAGUUGGUGUCACCUGAGGAAGCCUAUUUGGUUUGCUUUUUGUUUUGGUGCAUUUUAUUGCUGUGAGUGGGGGCAUAACUUCACAAUUUGUGCUGAAAUAAUAGCCACAUGUAGCCACACUUUUUCUUUUUUCAUAGUCUUACCAAAUGAAACCAACAGACUGUUUCAAGCAUUUAGCUCCCCCACACCUAAAUCUGUAUGACAAUUAUCUCACCUGUAACCAGAUUAGCUUUUACCUUACUUUAAAUAUUCUAAUUAUCUUUACCUAUUUUUUUAGUCAAUUGUAAGUGGGUUUUAGAUAUUUCCUGAUUGUAAACAUGUCGAUGACGUAUCUCUGUUCAUUAUUCAUUUGUGACAAAACACUCUUUUUUAAUAGUGUACAAAAGAUAAUAAAGCAAGCUAGGUCUUUCAGGUUUGAAAGGCAACUUUUGAAUAACAUUACCACUAACCAAUCUGUAAGAAAAAUUUUUUUUCUAUUUUAUUUGUGUAUAUUAAACUUCCUUUUCAUUA
Nyctereutes procyonoides (raccoon dog) is the source of this 2966-nucleotide messenger RNA. It is a transcript of the gene RO60, whose product is annotated as Ro60, Y RNA binding protein. NCBI's taxonomy places the organism in Eukaryota, Metazoa, Chordata, Mammalia, Carnivora, Canidae. Gene Ontology annotation, molecular function: RNA binding. Gene Ontology annotation, cellular component: ribonucleoprotein complex. The record is from RefSeq and is a predicted model, not a curated record. The transcript is spliced from 9 exons. Bases 151 to 1767 code for a protein of 538 amino acids.